Rosa chinensis is the source of this 2227-nucleotide messenger RNA. RefSeq names its product homocysteine S-methyltransferase 3. The transcript is spliced from 5 exons. Gene Ontology annotation, biological process: S-methylmethionine cycle. The record is from RefSeq and is a predicted model, not a curated record. Gene Ontology annotation, molecular function: S-adenosylmethionine-homocysteine S-methyltransferase activity; zinc ion binding. NCBI's taxonomy places the organism in Eukaryota, Viridiplantae, Streptophyta, Magnoliopsida, Rosales, Rosaceae.
UCGAAAUGUCAUUUUGUACCGAUGAAAGGAAUGCUGAACCUCCACCUCGAUUCCCUUCAUAUUCUCAUAGAAGCAUUGCAGACCCAUCGACCAUGGCUGCAGUGCUUUAGCUGAGUCCUUUGGUCUAGCCACCCCAAGUUUCAUAGCUCCCGCUAAUCAAAACGAACCCAAAUCCAUAGCCAAGGACACAUCCCCAACUGGGUCACUCAAAAACUGUAAAACCAUAAACCAAGUGAAGCAACUUCACUGUCACAUCACUAAGAAAGGCCUCAGCCAGAGACCCUCUAAUGUCACCAAGCUUAUUAGCACAUGCGCCAAAACGGGCACCUUCGAAAGCUUAGACUAUGCCCGAAAGAAGAAGAAGAAGAAGAAGAAGAAGAAGAAGAAGAAGAAACAAAGGGUGUAUUGUUCAUGUACAAUUCUCUGAUAAAAUGGUUACUCUGGUCCUGGGCUUAGUUACGAGGCUAUUGGGCUUUAUGUUCAGAUAUUGCAUUGAGCGCGUGCUUGAAGAUUGUGGCUUUCUAUGAAGGGGUUCAGCUCCAUUAUGGGUUCGGAGGAAGAUGUGUUUAUUGGGAAUUCUUUGAUUCAUUUCUAUGCAGAAUGUGGGGACUUGGAUUAUGCCCGGAAGUUGUUUGAUGAAAUGCUUGAGAGAAACACUGUGUCGUGGACUAGUUUGAUUUGUGGUUAUGAUAGCAGGAAUAUGCGAAAGGAGGCUGUUUCUUUGUUUUUCGAGAUGGUGGCUACUGGGAUCAAACCCAAUUCGGUGACCAUGGUGUGUGUCAUUUCCGCUUGCGCAAAGUUGAAGGAUGUUGCUUUGAGUGAGAGGGCGUGUGUUUACAUGAUUACAACCCUAGUACCAAAAAUCCAAAAUAAGAUAAAAUUCGUAUGAAUGCUUAGUAAUUUCCAUUUCUCAUCUGUUUGAAAAACUGUGAUUGCAUGUCUUUUCCAUUGCAGUGGUCUAGUGGGGUGGUUGAUCAAGAGUUUGCAGCAGACGUAGCCAUAGCCAAGUGGCAUUUCAUACCUCACCUUCAAAACCGAACAGUUUCAGAGCAGCCAAAGUUUGUGUUUCCUAUACCUUGUUUUACUCCUACACUCUCCAUCUGACCAAAGCUAAGCUCUACGGAAACAAAUGGGUUUGGGAAGCGAGGUGAAAACGUCGUCGUUCAUGAGCGAUUUUCUGGAGAAGUGCGGUGGCUGUGCCCUUCUGGACGGCAGGUUUGCGACGGAGCUGGAACGGCAUGGAGCUGAUCUCAACGAUCCUCUCAGGAGCGCCAAAUGCCUCGUCAGUUCUCCUCCCCUCGUCCGAAGGGUACAUUUGGACUACCUUGAUGCUGGAGCAAACAUCAUAAUAACCGCAUCUUAUCACGCCACAAUUCAGGGUUUUGAGGCCAAAGGUUUCUCUAAAGAAGAAGCCAAAGCCCUGCUCAGGAAAAGUGUAGAAAUUGCAAUUGAGGCACGAGAAAUUUACUUUGACAAAUGCACCAAAGGUUCUUGGGAUUUUGUGGAUGCAGGAAAGCCUUCAAGACAUCCAGUUCUAGUUGCAGCAUCUGCCAACAGUUUCCACUCUGCCUCUGGCUAAGUACCUUCCUUAAAUGUGAUGGUGCAGGCAUAUGCUGAACUUCUUGAGGAAGAAGCAAUAGAUAUUCCAGCAUGGUUUACUUUUGCUUCUAAAGAUGGAAUUGAUGUGGUGAGUGGUGAUUCCAUCUUUGAGUGUGCCUCUAUUGCUAAUGCAUGCAAGCAAGUUGUUGCUGUUGGAAUCAACUGCACACCACCUAGAUUUAUCCAGGGGUUGAAUUCAUCUAUUCGAAAGGUAACAAGCAAACCAAUAGUGAUAUACCCCAACAGUGGUGAGACCUAUGAUGGUCAGAGCAAGCAAUGGAUUCCAUCGAGUGGGCGGGUUGAUGAAGAGUUUGCAGAAAUAGUCAUAGAGAAGUGGCGUGAGGCAGGGGCUUCCCUGUUUGGAGGCUGCUGCAGAACAACUCCAAAUACCAUAAGGGCAAUAUCUAAGGCUCUUUCCAACAAGUCUUCUGCGGUUAACGAUGCUUAGUGUAGUUCAGAAAAUGAGAUGUAAAUAUUUGUAAUCUGAUGCUAAGAAUAACUCGUCAUUUCCUUGUUUUGUAACUCCAAGGAAGUAGCAAAUUACUGUCACCAUGGUGCUGCUGCUGUAUGAUGACUGGUGAGGUCGUUUCACAUCAAAUAACAGUGUUUUUGCUACCUUUCGAAGUUA